Molecule: messenger RNA, 3436 nt
Organism: Salvelinus fontinalis (brook trout)
Lineage: Eukaryota; Metazoa; Chordata; Actinopteri; Salmoniformes; Salmonidae
Product: brain-specific angiogenesis inhibitor 1-associated protein 2-like
Exons: 15
Coding region: 266-2020 (584 amino acids)
Biological process (GO): plasma membrane organization; positive regulation of actin filament polymerization; actin filament bundle assembly
Cellular component (GO): nucleoplasm; cytosol
Molecular function (GO): cytoskeletal adaptor activity; protein binding
Source: RefSeq, a predicted model, not a curated record
GGAGGCGGAUCCCUUUAAAAUGGCAAGCAGCUAUGAGCAGGCUGCCUGCGUUCUCUGUCAGCGGGUGGUAUAGCCUCCAGACUGCGUGGGCUAGUGUGGGCGCAGUUGAAAAGUUUCUUAUAAAAGCGGUGAUUCCGGAGUCUCGUAUUACGCGCGUCCCCUCCCUCUGUAAUAAUUGAUUCUAACUACGAUUCCUUCCACCUACUCUGUUUCUCCUUCGUAGUAUUUCUUUGAAAAGCUUCCGUCACUAAAGGAAAUCUGGUCUAUGGUUUUGGCUGAAGAAGGUUCCACGAUGUCUCGGACUGACGAAGUACACCGUAUAACGGAGAAUGUCUAUAAGUCCAUUAUGGAGCAGUUUAACCCGUGCUUGCGGAACUUCGUGGCCAUGGGGAAGAGUUACGAGAAGGCCCUGUCCAGUGUCACAUUUGCUGCAAAGGGCUACUUCGAGGCACUGGUGAGGAUGGGAGAGAUGGCCAGCGAAAGUCAAGGCUCUAAGGAUCUUGGGGACGUACUGUUUCAGAUGGCUGAGGUCCACAGGCAGAUCCAGAUGCAGCUUGAAGAUAUGCUGAAGUCGUUCCACAAUGAGCUUCUAACCGAGCUGGAGAAGAAGGUGGAGCUGGAUGCACGCUACCUGAAUGCGGCUCUGAGGAAGUACCAGAUGGAGCACAAGAGUAAAGGAGAGAGUCUGGAGAAGUGUCAGGCAGAACUGAAGAAGCUCCGCAGGAAGAGCCAAGGCAGCAAGAACCCCUCCAAGUACGGCGACAAGGAGAUGCAGUAUGUUGAGACCAUUGGCAGCAAGCAGAGUGACCUGGACCAGUACACAGCAGAGGGCUACAAAAGUGCGCUGUCAGAGGAGAGGAGGAGGUACUGCUUCCUGGUGGACAGACAGUGUGCCGUGGCCAAGAACAGCAGCUCCUUCCAUAGCAAGGGUAAGGACCUGCUAGCCCAGAAGAUCCCAGCAUGGCAGCAGGCGUGUGCUGACCCUACCAAGCUGCCUGACCGUGCCAUGCUCCUGGCUCAGCAGAUGACCUCUACAGGGGGUUCCCUGGGGUCCGUCUCCCACACCCACCAUGGUUCCAAGGGCAACCUGCUCAUCUCUGACCCCAUUCCCGGGGCCAAACCCCUGCCUGUACCCCCCGAGCUGGCUGCCCUCAUGGGCCAACAGCGUAUAAUGGGACCAGGUGGAGUGGAUGGAGGGAUGCCCAUGAUGAAUGGAACGACAGGGGCCCACGGAGGAGCAGGCGGGGGAGGAGGGGAGGACUACCAACACUGGAUGGAAGGGAAGAUGGCUCAGGCCCAAGCUCAGGCCCAGCAGGCUCAGCAGGCUCAGGCCCAAGCUCAGGCCCAAGCUCAGGCCCAGCAGGCUCAGGCCUCCUCCCAGGCCCAGCACCUCUCCCAGCCCCACAGACAGGGCAGUGAGGUCUACUCCAACACCCUGCCUGUCCGUAAGAAUGCCCCAGCCAAAAGCAACACCACCAUGGUUCCAGAGACCCGGACCCUGCCCCGGUCUAGCUCCAUGGCUGCAGGGCUGGAGAAGAACGGACGUACCCGUGUCCAGGCCGUUUUCUCCCAUGCAGGGGGGGACAACAGCACCUUGCUCAGCUUCUCUGAGGGAGAUGUCAUCACCCUGUUGGUCCCGGAGGCCCGCGACGGAUGGCACUAUGGAGAGAACGAAAAGAACAACAUGCGUGGCUGGUUCCCUUUCUCCUACACACGUGUUAUCCCUGAGACUGCUGGCAACAAACUACGAGAGAACAAUCUCUACCAUGGUAAGAGCAGCAGCACGGGGAACCUGUUGGAGAGAGAGGACAUGGCAGGUGUCCCUCCCCCAGACUACGGCAUGUCAUCUCGCCUGCUGGCACAGAGCAUGCAGAGCGCAGCCAUGACACACAGCAGCAGACGGCAACAACGGCCAUAUAGCGUGGCGGGGCCGGGCUUCUCACAGCAAGGACUUGAACAGUAUGAGCAACGUUUCCCUCUGAGUGUGAGGCUUUUGAGUGAACAGUUUGACCGCUUUUGAGUCAGCAGGACCCCGUCGGUCCUCCUGCCAAAGGAGAAACCAGCCCAGGUCACUGAGGACCAACCCAGGCCUCUCAUCUCUGACCAUGACCAAUCUCCUCCUCCAAUCCUCUAUUAGCUCCAUGCUCUACUUCCUGUUAUCCUUGGUUCUGAUUGGUUGCUGUGAGGCACAGAUAUAUUUAGCGAGCCAAUUGGAAGAGAAAAACCCUGAUUCUGCUAGAAAAAUCCAAGCACACACACGAUUGAUCUUUCUCAAGUACUGUAGAUGAUGUACUGCCUUUGACAUUUAGUUUUAGCAGGACCUAUGAUGACUGAACCUGUCUAACUAAACUAUCCAUAGCAUUCAAGCCCAACUAGCCUUGGACUGUAUCUUCAAUAAAAUUAAAUCAUUUGAAAACUGUUACAUACUGUAUGCAGGAAAUUCUAGCUCAUUCUGUUAUUUGUUACAGAUAAUGACUUAUGCAUACAUUAAGUUUAAGAAGAUGUCGUUGUUUGAUCUAUAUUAAUUUGGGGGUCUAGUUCUAUGAUCUGGUCAUACAUUAUGUUACUUAUUGCCAUUUGGGAUUUGGUGGGAAUAUCUUUAGUUUGUGUGAGCAAUACAUUUGUCACAAAGUAAAGUAUUUUCUAUAUUUCAAAGGGCCUAUGUUACGGAGAUUAAACAGAACACUGGACAGGCUGGCUGUGUGUAAACAUGUUCUACUGGAGUCUGGGUUCUACUGGUACCCCAACGUUCUACUGGAGUCUGGGUUCUACUGGGACCCCAACGUUCAACUGGAGUCUGGGUUCUACUGGGACCCCAACGUUCUACUGGGACCCCAACGUUCUACUGGAGUCUGGGUUCUACUGGGACCCCAACGUUCUACUGGAGUCUGGGUUCUACUGGGACCCCAACGUUCUACUGGAGUCUGGGUUCUACUGGGACCCCGACGUUCUACUGGAGUCUGGGUUCUACUGGGACCCCAAUGUUCUACUGGAGUCUGGGUCUUAGGACAGAGAGAAAGAAAAGUGCAAUACUAUACACAAUACACAAAGUUAUAGCAUUCUAUAUAGAUUAUUUUCCGUGUUAUAUACAUAUUGUAAAUGACAGCAGAACAAUAGGAUUAAGAAUUCAUGCAUACAAACAAUAUAUUAACUGUUAAUUAAAAUUAAUCCUAUUGUUCUUCUGUCAUGCCAUUACUACAUAAGACAAAGGAUUUGUACCUUAAAAUAGAUAUUCCUGUUGUAUUUUGUACCCGUUUCUAAAUGUAUGUAGUUCUCAACCAGUUUCAUUUGUCUGUAAAUCAAUCUACAAUGUAUAGAAAGACGCACUGAAUUUACUAUAUGACCUAUAGGGAAAAUAACACAUUGCAGAGUGUAUUCCGUAUAUUACCAGUGUGUUUAUACUGUGCAAGAAGAAAUAAUAAUAAGCUCAUUCCUU